AUGGAUGGUUCCGCCUCCCCCUCCGCCGCCGCCGAGACUGAUACGCGGGGAGGAGAAGCUCCGUCCAAAGCCAAGCGAGGCAACGCUGAGGAGAAAUAUCAACAUGGACAGCCGGUUUAUUUUCCAGAGGAGCUAGUGGACAAUUGGGUUUCUUUUUCUCGUCGUGGCUUGUAUUAUUGCUACAACAUCUCGUUGCGAGGGUCUUCCAACACAACUGCUGAUCCAACCGACAUAAUUUUAGCUGUCAAAUGUGACUUGGGAUCUGGCUUCCUUCCGCACUCUUUUAACUUGGGUGGUAUUGAAAUUACCAUUAAGUACCUGCACAAGAUCCAUCUGAAUCAAGAACAGGUAAUUUUUGCUAGAAGAUUCCAGACCACGGUUCUUUCUUUGCUCAUUAACAGUGACCAUUCGGAGGUCAGCGAUGCUAUAAAAUACUUCCAUGAACUGCAAGUAGAUGUGGGGGUAGUCUAUCUACUUCUGCCCACAGUGUAUGGCAAAAUUGAUUGGUGUGGUAUCGAGUUCUCAACUUCAUCAGUAUAUGAUGAUGUGACUGAUAAAAAUCUGAGACAUUGCCAUUCUUGUAAAGAUGCUGAUAUACUGCAGACAAUGGAUGACCCUUGCUGCAGGUGCAUACUUCAGAAUUCUGUUGUCUAUGCCCCUCAACCUGGGAGUGUUAAGUUGCCACCUGGACUCUGCAGAGUAGUCAUGGCACCAGUGUCGACAAAUACUUUGCUCAGCUUCUCAUUUAUUCCUUCCAUAAUGUACCGUAUCCAGUGUCUGCUUCUUUCUGCAAAGUUGAAAAUCCAGUUGGGCCCAAGAAUGCAACAGUUCAACAUAACAGCUAUGGAGAUUCUGGAAGCACUUACAACAAAGGAAUGCCAGGAGACUAUUUCACUGGAAUCAUUAGAAACACUUGGGGAUUCUUUCAUUAAGUAUGUUACAGGCCAAAAUCUUUUUAGCAAAUACAAACAUCGAGAGGACAGACUAACCUCUAUGAGGGAAGAAAAGGUCACCAACGCAGCUCUAUGUCAGCUAGCUUGCAAAAGCGAACUUGUGGGAUACAUUCGAGGUGAAUUGUUUAACCCAAAAAAAUGGACCAUUCCAGGGCUCGGCUAUGACACAUGUGGUAACAACGAAGUUUUCUUCCGAACAACCAAUAAUAUGUACAGUCUGAAGGAAGUAUCCAUAAAAAGCAAGAGAAUUGCUGAUACAGUUGAAGCCUUGACUGGGGCCUACCUCAGUGCUUGUGGUGAACUGGCAGCAGUUCAUUUCAUCAAAUCACUAGGAAUGGAUGUAGAACUGCAUAGUAAAAUGCAAGUUGAAAGGAUUAUUACAACAAAAUCUGAAGAAUUCAUUGACGUGAAAAGCUUGCAGACAAUCCUCGGUUAUGUGUUCAAUGACAGUUCACUGUUAAUAGAAGCAUUGACACAUAGUUCCUACAAUAUUUCUGGUAUUACAGCUUGCAAUGAGAGGCUUGAAUUUCUCGGAGAUGCUGUAUUGGACUACAUCUUAACUGAUUACUUUUACAGAGAAUGCUACUCCAAUUGUACACCAGCACUGUUGACAAAUCUACGAAAAGCUUCUGUGAACAACUGUUGCUAUGCACAUGCAGCUGUUAAAGCAGGGUUACACAAGCAUAUUCUUCAUUCCUCAUCAAAACAGAUGAUUAACGAUCUUGAGAAUUCAGGACGGUCAUUUUCAGGCCCAUCGCAUGGUUGUGUACCUGGCAUUGGUCUACCUGAGGAUCUCGCAGAUUUGUUUGAAGCAAUAGCUGGUGCAAUUUACGUCGACAGCAGGAAUGACAAGGAGGUUGUCUGGAGAGCCAUGAGACGGCUACUGGAACCUCUUGCCACCCCCAAGACCAUGGAGCCUGACCCAGUGUCGGAACUGAAGGAAUUAUGCGAGCGCAAAAGUUACCCUAAGCCAUCGUACUCUCCAACUCGUGACGAUGCAGCUGGAGUGACAAGGGUGGUUGCAAAGGUGAAGGCUAAGGGGACAGAGUACUCUGAGACUGGAAAAGGCCGCAACCAGGAGGUGGCGGAAGUUCUCGCUGCCAAGGCUCUGCUCAAGAAACUAAAGGCCGCAGCAAGAGGAUGA
Messenger RNA from Miscanthus lutarioriparius, 2097 nucleotides. The record is from the annotation of a GenBank genome assembly. Lineage: Eukaryota; Viridiplantae; Streptophyta; Magnoliopsida; Poales; Poaceae.